CAAAGGGGCGAUCUCUGCGAAACGACCGACCUUCCUGCAAUCGGCAAUACUCUCAGACAGCAAGCAAGCUGCCCUUGGCUAGCACAGAGGGAGCUGCUCAGUUUUCUUUUUCAAUCUGGCCUCGAGCAAAAGAUCUGCCAAGUGCCGCAGCGCUCCCGCUCUGCGAUCUUAACGAGCCGUUACCAUGCACCGCUUCGAGGAGAUCAAGUGCAUCGGUCGCGGCAGCUACGGCUCGGCGCACUUGGUGCGAUCUCGACAACCCGACUGUCUACACGAACGCUUCGUGGUCAAAAAGAUCCCCAUGGAGCUGCUCUCGGCCAAGGAAAAAGACCAGUCUUUCCGUGAGGUGGAGCUGCUGGCCAAACUCAAACACCCGAACGUGGUCGAGUACAUGGAGAACUUCGUGGUGGACAACGUGCUGCAUAUUGUAAUGGCCUAUUGUGACGGUGGAGAUCUGGCUGGCAAGGUGAAGCACCAGCAAAAGAUCCGAGAACAAAUUUAUGCCGGACCAGACGACGACAUCUCCGACCCGAGCGGCCAUUUCCCUAUCAGCCAAGUGCUGGACUGGUUCGUGCAGAUGGCGAUGGCCAUCAAAUAUCUGCACGGCCAACGUGUGUUGCAUCGAGACUUAAAGACUAGCAACGUGUUCCUCACGACAGAAAAUGUGGUCAAACUCGGAGAUUUCGGCAUUGCCAAGACGCUCGACUCCACUCUAGAUCAAGCCAAAACUGUCGUUGGAACACCAUAUUAUAUGAGUCCCGAGGUCUGCGAGAGCAAGCCGUACUCGUACGCGAGCGACGUGUGGUCACUAGGCUGUGUUCUGUACGAGAUGCUGGCACUACGCCACGCCUUCGACGCCCCUAACAUACUGACGCUCAUUCUCAAGAUCGUACAGCAAGACUUCGCUCCUGUACCUCCACAUUACGACGCGGAAGUAUCCGAUUUGUUGCGUAAGUUGCUGGACAAAGAUCCAGAACGGAGGCCCAGUAUGGAAGAGAUCUUUGCUAUGCCAUACAUCCGUCGUCACAUGCAGGGUCUCGUCGCUUCCGGUGGCUCCUUAAAAGUUAAAGUGAUAAACCCCGUGGCUCGAAGGCCGCAACACGGUUCGGCUUCAGGGGUGGGUAGACGUCGGUUACACCCAAAGAAUCUCUCUGCACGUCGCUCCUCAGGGGAGAAAAGGAGAUUGCGUCUGGCAACUCAAGCAGCUGUAGCUCCGAUGCAGUGGAUGCCGAUUAAAUAUUUUGGGGACGAAGCUGACGAUUCAGACGCCCGCAACGAGCUGGAGCUACUGGAUUCAAGUAUUGUAGAGGAACCGCAGUUAAGUUUCCGUCGACCGGAACGAAGCACUACACCUGAACCACUGGUGUUUGCGACAGAAGGAAAACCUCAUCUGAACACUUUGGGAAAUGAUGAGGAAGAUGAGGUAGACGAGCAGCUUUCUGGCUCCGUGCCGUCACCGAUACGUCCGCAUCCUCGACGAGCAAGAGAUGGACAAUCGGUCGCUUGGGGGCUGGAGGUAUCUGCUGGUAGAGCUCAGGUGAAUGGAACCUGCUCCGCUAUAAAUGAAGACGAUGACGAUGACGAUUCGCGCUUUCAUGCGGAAGCGGAGGAGCUGAUGAAUCCAAACUUUCAGAAAGACCAUUGGUCGAAUUCGACGCCACGAGUACAAGACGUGCAAGAUAACGGAGACGUUUUGGAACUAUCGACUUUGUCACUAGAUGACGAUGGUUCGGAAGGCACACGAGCACCGUCACUCAGUGAAAGCUCCAUGCUGCGUGAACUGGAGCUAGAUGCAGAUAGCGAUGGCGGUGGUGCCUCUGCUGAUACCUCAUCGAGUGAAUACGAAGCCGAAGAGAAUUUUUACAGUGACGACUCAUCGGACUUCUUUGAUCAGAGCGGAACGCAGUACAGUGACGACUUCGAAGACCCCGACGCUGAAGUUAUUGAGUAUGCAGACGAAGAGUUCGAAUCCACUAACGACUCGCAGACAUUCACUCCGUACAGACCGGCAGGAGACGGCGGCAGUCCCUUUGCUCGAGUACCGAAGCUUGAAGGUCCAACCGAGGUAAAAUGGGUCAUGAGGAAUUUAGCACAGAGUCUCAUGCUGACUCGAGACGAUCUACACCCGUAA
This is a messenger RNA of Phytophthora infestans T30-4, 2131 nucleotides long. Its product is annotated as serine/threonine protein kinase. Gene Ontology annotation, molecular function: ATP binding; protein kinase activity. The transcript has 3 exons. The record is from RefSeq and is a predicted model, not a curated record. Bases 185 to 2131 code for a protein of 648 amino acids. Gene Ontology annotation, biological process: protein phosphorylation. Lineage: Eukaryota; Oomycota; Peronosporomycetes; Peronosporales; Peronosporaceae.